Mus pahari (shrew mouse) is the source of this 2248-nucleotide messenger RNA. It is a transcript of the gene Znf454, whose product is annotated as zinc finger protein 454. Bases 398 to 1963 code for a protein of 521 amino acids. The transcript is spliced from 4 exons. Lineage: Eukaryota; Metazoa; Chordata; Mammalia; Rodentia; Muridae. The record is from RefSeq and is a predicted model, not a curated record. Gene Ontology annotation, molecular function: DNA-binding transcription repressor activity, RNA polymerase II-specific. Gene Ontology annotation, biological process: negative regulation of transcription by RNA polymerase II.
GAAGGGACAGAGAAUGGGUAGAGUUUGAGAACUGGGCUGGGCGAGCCCUCUGCAGGGGAAAGCCAAAGCCACACAAAACGGGAAGGCAUGCAGGAGCUGACUAAAGGAAAGAUGGGAAGGAGAACUGGCAUGGGGAGAAGUCACUUUACAGAUUGGGCGAGAACAGCUACCUUCAGAGGGAGUUGGCACUGGGAGCAAACUGAACAAAGAACUCACGGCUUUGAGGGUACGUAGGGAAGGUGCCGGGAUGUGAAUGGUGAGGCGCAUCCCUGUGAACUUUGACCCCGCCCUCUCAUCAUAGAUGUGCAGAUGCUUCUAGCCAGAGAACCCCACAGUUGUAACGCUCCUCCCCUGCCUCCUCCCUGCUCAAUGCUCCUCAGCUCACCAGAGAAAAGGAAUGGCUGUCAGCCAGCUCCCUGCCCUGGUCCAGGACUUGGUGACCUUCAAGGACGUGGCCGUGCUCUUCACCCAGGAGGAGUGGGGUCGGCUGAGCUCCACCCAGAGGGCCUUGUAUCGGGAUGUGAUGCUAGAGAACUAUAGUAACCUGGUUUCACUGGCAGGUCUCUUAGGAUCCCGACCAGAUGUGUUCUUUCCCCCGGAGGAAGUGGAAGAAUGUGUGUCAGAGGAGGCUCCUGAGGGCUUUGUUCUGGGGGGAAUUACAAUGGCCAUGAGUAAAACAUCCCUCAAGGGGGAUACCCCUAAAAAUGAAUCGGAUCAAUGGAUAACUGAGGAGAGAGCAUGCGCUAACUUGUUAGAUUGGCAACGCCAGGAAGGUCAGGGGGUGAAGUUGCAGCAAGUGGUCCUCACCCAGCAGAACGUUCCGUCAAAGCUGAGUGAGCAGAAAGUCAGUGAGUCUGACAAGGACUUCACAGUGAGCUCAUCACCCAUCCAAAGUCAGAGACCUCAAGCAAGCAAAGAAGCUUUGGAAUGCAGCAAAUGCGGAAAAGCCUUCUCUAAGAGUUCCACCCUUAAGAAGCAUCAGAAACGUCAUACUGAAAAACUCACCCCAAGUCAGAAAUCACCAACGAAAGAGAAACGGUACGAGUGCAGAGAAUGUGGGAAAGCCUUCCACCAGAGCACACACCUCAUCCAUCACCAAAGAGUCCACACUGGUGAGAAACCAUACCAGUGUAAGGACUGUGGCAAGGCCUUCUCCGUGAGCUCUUCCCUUACCUACCACCAGAAAAUCCAUACCGGAGAAAAGCCCUUUGAAUGUAAUGUUUGUGGAAAGGCCUUUAUCCGGAACAUACAUCUUUCCCACCAUCAUAGAAUGCACACUGGAGAGAAACCUUUCCAAUGCAACCUUUGUGACAAAGCUUUUGUUUGUAGAGCACAUCUUACCAAACACCAGAACAUUCACAGUGGCAAGAAACCCUAUAAAUGCCAUGAGUGUGGGAAAGCCUUCCAUCAGAGUACAAGUUUUCUGCAGCAUCAGAGGAUCCACACGGGAGAGAAACCCUUUGAAUGCAACGAGUGUGGCAAGGCCUUCAGGGUGAACUCUUCCCUUACUGAGCACCAGAGAAUCCACACUGGGGAGAAACCAUAUCAAUGUACCGAAUGUGGCAAAGCGUUCAGGGACAACUCAUCUUUUGCACGACAUCGGAAAAUUCACACUGGAGAGAGACCUUACAGAUGUGGCCUGUGUGAGAAGGCUUUCAGGGACCAAUCAGCCCUAGCACAGCAUCAGAGGACUCACACCGGGGAGAAGCCUUACACGUGUAACAUAUGUGAGAAAGCCUUCAGUGACCAUUCGGCUCUUACCCAACAUAAGAGAAUUCACACGAGAGAAAAACCGUACAAAUGUAAAACCUGUGGGAAAGCUUUUAUCCGAAGCACACACCUCAGUCAACACCAGAGGAUCCACACGGGAGAGAAACCUUACAAAUGUAACACAUGCGGGAAAGCCUUCAACCAGACCGCAAACCUCAUUCAGCAUCAGAGGCAUCACACUGGAGGAAAGUGAUGGGGAGGCAGUUAGUAAGUGCUGUGGGAAUGAUGUCAUUAAUUACUGGAGGAAAGUGAUGGGGAGGCAGUUAGUAAGUGCUGAGGGAAUGAUGUCAUUAACUAUUGAAUAGAAGAGAGUACAUAAUCACAUUGAAGUCUUUUAUCAUCAUGGUUGUAUUUAGUGGGAGCCAGGUUGCAUCAUGCCAAGGGUCUUGAGAAUCUUAUGAAUGGUGAACACACCUUACUCUUCGGUCUGCCUCAGUUGGAUAAUAGUGCUUUUUUAUUGGCCUGAAUUACUGACUAU